Molecule: messenger RNA, 4730 nt
Organism: Pseudoliparis swirei
Lineage: Eukaryota; Metazoa; Chordata; Actinopteri; Perciformes; Liparidae
Product: mothers against decapentaplegic homolog 4-like
Exons: 10
Coding region: 371-1924 (517 amino acids)
Biological process (GO): BMP signaling pathway; cell differentiation; regulation of transcription by RNA polymerase II
Cellular component (GO): heteromeric SMAD protein complex
Molecular function (GO): RNA polymerase II cis-regulatory region sequence-specific DNA binding; I-SMAD binding; DNA-binding transcription factor activity, RNA polymerase II-specific
Source: RefSeq, a predicted model, not a curated record
ACUUGAUCCUGGCUCUAGCUUCGAGGAUGUAGCACCACAGCUCGCGGACAAGGAUUUCCACGCGUCAUGUUUUUGUAAACAGCUGGUGAAUUCAUGAAGAUAACCCAGGGGAUGUACAGGAUCCACACACGCUGGCCCCGUCGGCACGGUAACUUGGGACCGAGGCAGGGCUCUCCUUCCAGCUGCCGCACGAGCUAACGCCAGAUCUUGUCACCUUUUCUCCCGAUGCCGAGAGGCGUGUGGUGACAUAUCUGCCGCCACUGCAGCUGAAUUACUGUGAAGAUUGCCUUUCCUCCGGCCUCCUGACGAAGUGAUUCUGUCAACAUCAUAUAUAUCAUCCCAGAAAGUGCGGUCAGACACAGAAGUCAAGAUGUCCAUCACCAACACGCCUACCAGCAACGAUGCCUGCCUGAGCAUUGUGCACAGCCUCAUGUGCCACAGACAGGGGGGAGAAAGUGAGACAUUUGCCAAGCGGGCCAUCGAGAGCCUGGUGAAGAAAUUGAAGGAAAAAAAAGACGAGCUUGACUCCCUCAUCACAGCUAUCACCACCAACGGCGCUCAUCCCAGCAAGUGUGUGACCAUUCAGAGGACGCUGGAUGGACGACUGCAGGUGGCUGGGCGUAAAGGGUUCCCUCAUGUAAUCUAUGCCCGUCUGUGGCGGUGGCCGGACCUGCAUAAGAAUGAACUGAAGCACGUCAAAUACUGCCAGUUUGCCUUUGACCUCAAGUGUGACAAUGUGUGUGUCAACCCCUAUCACUAUGAGAGGGUGGUGUCUCCUGGCAUAGGUGAGCACGGAGCGAUUUUCAACCUAUCAGGACUGACACUGACCAGUUCUGGUCCCAGCUCGGCCCUGAUGGUUAAGGACGAGUAUGAUUUUGAUGGGCCGCAGAGUCUGCCCUCAAUUGACGGAGGGCACUCCCUCCAGACCAUCCAGCACCCUCCAUCUGCCGGCUGCCCGCCCCCCUCUGAACCGUUUGAGAGCCCAAACCUGCUCCCGGCUGCCGAGGCCUCCACCUCGGCCUCAACAUCCUCCUUCCCUGCCAUUGCUGCUGGACCAGGCGGUGCCAGUGCAACCUGGUCAAGGAACAACAACUUCACAUCCAACAUCCCCCAUCACACCAACGGCCAUCUACAGCAUCACCCUCCUAUCCAACAGCCCACACACUACUGGCCGGUGCAUAAUGAGCUUGCCUUUCAGCCUCCUAUAUCCAAUCAUCCAGCUCCUGACUACUGGUGCUCCAUCGCCUACUUUGAGAUGGACGUUCAGGUCGGGGAGACAUUCAAGGUGCCCGCCACCUGCCCCACCGUGACUGUGGACGGCUAUGUGGACCCCUCAGGAGGAGACCGGUUCUGCUUGGGCCAGCUCAGCAACGUACAUCGCACUGAGGCUAUCGAGAGAGCGCGGCUGCACAUUGGGAAAGGGGUUCAGCUGGAGUGUAAGGGCGAGGGGGACGUGUGGGUGCGAUGCCUCAGUGACCACGCAGUGUUUGUUCAGAGCUACUACCUGGACAGAGAGGCGGGCCGAGCCCCUGGAGAUGCCGUUCACAAAAUCUACCCCAGCGCUUACAUCAAGGUGUUUGACCUCCGGCAGUGCCACAGGCAGAUGCAGCAGCAGGCUGCUACAGCUCAAGCAGCGGCUGCAGCCCAAGCGGCCGCCGUGGCCGGGAAUAUACCUGGACCUGGAUCAGUUGGAGGAAUCGCUCCGGCUAUCAGUCUAUCAGCAGCAGCCGGCAUCGGGGUCGACGACCUCCGGAGGCUGUGUAUUCUCAGGAUGAGUUUUGUUAAGGGCUGGGGGCCCGACUACCCCCGCCAGAGCAUCAAGGAGACCCCCUGCUGGAUCGAGAUCCACCUGCACAGAGCUCUACAGCUACUGGACGAGGUUCUGCACACGAUGCCCAUAGCGGACCCACAGCCUCUGGACUGAGUGUCGCACACAGUGGCAAUGCCUUGUGGACAACGUCUUCCUCAGUGAACUGUUGAGUGGAGAAGCCAGUGAGCUGUGACACUGACGCUGUCUCACAUGGACAAAAGAAAGACGAAAAGGGACAACUUUCAGGUGUGUUUGCGGCACCUCGGUGCACUGUGGCUCCGACUUUUGUUUCUUCUUCUUUUUUUCUUCUUUUUUUAAGCAAGAGUGACACUCAAAUGAGCCAAAGUCAGAUAUCAAAGAUAUGUUUAUCUUUUAUUUUCGAUAGCUGGCUUUGUUUUGUGAUUACUGGAAUGAUCAACUCUCGGACCAGAAAGAGAGCUCGCCGAUAACCUUCGUUACAAAACACCACGACAUGCACAUGGAUGACCUGCAGACGCCAUGAAACCGGAAUGUCCAGCGGCGACUCGGUCUCCAACCGCCGCCGACUACCGGCAGACGUCACACUCGGUAAACCAUGAAAGAACGUCUCCGUGUUGUGCCGCUGUGGCAUGAGGCGGCUCUCCAGGUGCUGCUGGUUUCUGUAUCUGCUACACACCUGGCAUGACGAGCAAGUUCGGCCAACUGUCGACACGCUGCUGGUCGCUGCCUCUCGGGUGAUGUAAAGGGUUGAGGGCCACCCGGCUCGGAUCGGGUGGUACCAGACGCCCGCAGUCAUCCACCUAUCACAGUGAAGGAAACGACAAGCGUCGUGAUCGAAGCCGCCUCAGAGCUGACACGAGUAAAUUAACUCUUCUCGGUAUGGGGCUGGACCUUAAAACUGGUUGAGGGCCUGGUGGGUGUCCAUUGAUGAACCCCCAUCCCUCCCUCCAUCUCAAUCUAACAAGAUUAUGGAGCAAAGCAAGAUCCCCAGCUGAGGUUUUGGACACGAGCCUUUUUGUCCAUCGUGACAGAGUUGAACCGCCCACUGAUGAUACCGUACGUCUGUUUUUACUGACUUCCUGUGAUUUUAUGUCAUUUUUUCGGUCUCUCAAAUACGGUGAUGACAAGAUGCUCAUUCAGCAUUGGUCACUUUCCACCAUGGUCGCCUCCCACCUGUUUAAGAAAGACUUUUAUCCGGCCAUAAAGGAUGAAGCUCCUACACGUCUGCAAACUCCUCGCAUUUUUUCACUUUCACACAGCAGAAGAAAGAAGACAGACGGUUGUUAUCGGACGUCUUGAGACGUAAUCGCAGUACAAGGAAUAGGUUUUGGCAACUUUUGGCUAAACAAAGUAGUAAUUACGCCCAAAUAUACUGGAAGUCCAGUGUGAUCAUGAGUCCCAGUCAGCUGCUGGACUUUGCCCCAAUCACAUUUAUUUGGGAUUAUUUUCAUUUGUUUAGAUUUUUAUCUGCAAGCAUACCCGACUCCUCACACAUGUUGGGAACCAUUGGACUGAAACAUCUUAUGACUUGCAGCCCACGUACACACCACCUGAUCAAGGUCUCUUGUGUGGAGUUUACUGAUAAAGACACGGACAUUUAAGACGGUCUCCCUGCAAUAUUGAGAUAUUUUCUUGGUUUUAUUUUUUGUUUCUUUUAUUAAUUGAUUUGUAUUCUAUUUGUAGCACUUUAAUUUUUUUCUCCCUCGUUUUUAAUUCAAUAACCCUACUUUUGAGGUGGCUGUCCUACAAUACAGAAAGGGAGAGAAUAGCUUGAUUUUUAUAUAUUUUAUGUAGGAUUGUGAGCAACUUCUUGAAACAUUUGUAACACUAAUACAUUUGCUUUAGCCCUUUCUAUAUAUAUAUAUAUAUAUAUAUAUAUAUAUGAAAGGGAGCAUUCACACCGAUUUUGGAGGGUUUCUUUUUUAAUUUGCAGUUUUCUUUUCUUUUUAAAUCAAUGUAAAUAACAUCUUUUAAAAAACAAUUUUUUCAUGCAUGUCAGUGUUUGCAUGAAUUUGAAUGGCAAAUGGACCCUUUUUUUUAAAAAAAAAUUUUUAUAUACAGUCACUUCACAAACUGGAUUAUCUGAGGUGAGUUGAAACCGGCACCUGCUAGAGGUAAAUGGUGGGAAGCUACAGUCGUAGCUGAUGGAAAUAAUAUCAAAUUUAAUCUCCCCUAGUUUUGCUGCCCAGCUCUUUAAAGAAGGCAACUUGUCUCUCGAGGGGACAUUUUAUACACUAACGGCGUUGGUUAUGUAUGCGGCUUCUCUUUGACAGUAGAACGUGUUCACGCAUACCAUAUCUCACUGGUGAAGGUAGAUUGACACAGGAAAUCAGAUUUCUGCACGAGUCGCCCUCGUCUCCACCGCACAUUUAAUUUGCUCGCCACAUGUUGAGACUCUUCUGUUCAUACUUGUUUUUUUGCACCAAACUGCUAUACAAUAUAUUAUUUCUGAUCAUCUGUUCAUGAAAAUAUUUGUUUUUUUUAUGUGUGUUUUUGUUUUUCAAUGUAAUGCUAUUUUGCAGAUGAACAAGACAAAUUGGUUCCUCUGAGGUUAAGUUGAAAUGUGGGUGUCGGUGGCGUCACAAGAAGUGAUCCACUUUGCUAUCUCUCUCUCUCCUCUGGUCCAUCUUUCCUUAUUUCACCCUUUUUUUUUUUUUAAGCCUCCAUCAGGUAUCAGUCAAACUCAAUUAUGCAUCUGAUUGAUCCGACGGUAGGAGACAGGACAUUUCAUUAUGUAACUGAAAGAACUGAUGCUGAAUUCUGUUUAUGUUCUGCAGUGCUUUCAGGUGGACAGAUGUUUUUAGAAUACUUGCAGUUCUAGGAGCCUAUAAAGACGCGGCUCGAAUGAGUUGAUGUUGACUACUUUGACAGAUUGCAGAUGUACAAUUGACCUGUAUUUCUUAUGUGAAUCUUGAAUUAAACAUGGCCUGAUAUUCUCUAA